Molecule: messenger RNA, 2597 nt
Organism: Drosophila obscura
Lineage: Eukaryota; Metazoa; Arthropoda; Insecta; Diptera; Drosophilidae
Product: pre-rRNA 2'-O-ribose RNA methyltransferase FTSJ3
Exons: 2
Coding region: 91-2535 (814 amino acids)
Biological process (GO): rRNA methylation; maturation of LSU-rRNA from tricistronic rRNA transcript (SSU-rRNA, 5.8S rRNA, LSU-rRNA); maturation of 5.8S rRNA from tricistronic rRNA transcript (SSU-rRNA, 5.8S rRNA, LSU-rRNA)
Cellular component (GO): nucleus; preribosome, large subunit precursor; nucleolus
Molecular function (GO): rRNA (uridine-2'-O-ribose)-methyltransferase activity; rRNA (guanine) methyltransferase activity
Source: RefSeq, a predicted model, not a curated record
UCUAUUCUGAAGAAAACAUCAAAGAAGAAGAUUUUAAUAGCACGUGGAAGCUUGGUUUUUGUAAUUUUACAGCAAUCAACAAAUAAGAAAAUGGGCAAGAAGACCAAAGUAGGAAAGACAAGGAAGGAUAAAUUUUACCAACUUGCUAAGGAGACUGGUUUUAGAUCCCGUGCCGCCUUUAAGUUGAUACAGUUAAAUCGCAAAUUCGGAUUUCUUCAACAGUCGCAAGUUUGCUUAGAUCUAUGUGCAGCUCCUGGUGGAUGGAUGCAAGUGGCCAAACAAAAUAUGCCAGUAUCCAGCAUUGUAAUUGGUGUUGACCUCUUCCCAAUACGACCCAUUGCAGGCUGCAUUGGUUUAGUAGAGGACAUUACAACGGAAAAGUGUCGUCAAUCAUUAACUAAGGAGUUGCAGUCGUGGAAGGCGGAUGUUGUCCUUCACGACGGUGCCCCCAACGUGGGUCGUAAUUGGCUUUAUGAUGCUUACCAGCAGAUCUGCUUAACUCUUAAUGCCCUCAAGUUGACCACUCAGUUUCUGCGCGGCGGUGGCUGGUUUGUGACUAAAGUUUUCCGCUCAAAGGACUACAACGCACUACUCUGGGUGCUCAAACAGCUCUUCAAGAAGGUACAUGCCACCAAACCAAGUGCUUCCCGCAAGGAGUCGGCCGAAAUAUUCGUGAUUUGCCAGGAAUACCUAGCACCCGACAUUAUCGACCAUCGCCUGCUCGACUGCAAAUACGUGUUCGAGGAGCUCGACCUCGAAAGCAAGAAGAAAAAUAGCCUGCUGCACCCGGAAAGGCAAAAACGCAUUAAGGCCGAGGGCUACAGUGAACAGGAAAUAUCAUUAAGAACAAAUUUAGCGGCCACAGAGUUUAUGACAGCAGAAAACGGCCUAGCUGCACUCCAAGGUGUGGGAUCCAUUCGCAUUGAUGACGAGCGUAUUGCCAAUCACAUUAAAACUACACCCGAGAUUCUAGAAUGCUGCAAGGAUCUUAAGGUUUUAGGUCGCAAGGACAUUAAGGGUAUUGUAUUGUGGUGGAAAGCUGUCAAAGAUAGUUUUUUUAAGACUGAAACGACGGUGGUCAUCGAGAAGCCAGACGCGGAGGAAACAAUACCAAAAACACUUACGCAAGCAGAAAUAGAGGACAUAGAAGAUGUUGAACUACAACAACAGAUUAGUACGUUGACAGUCGAGGAGCAAAAAGAGCUUAAGCGGAAGCGAAAGAAGACGCUUAAAGCCAAGGCAAAGCUUCACGAAAAGAUGAACCUUAAUAUGAUUAUAAAGGGAGAUGACGGGCCUGUGGAGGAAACUGUGCAUGAAAUUUUCGAUCUUAAAGUUAUUAACUCUGUUGUUGAUCUGGACAGAAUUCUCGAUGUUAACCCCGACUUCGACAUAGAAGUAGAGGGUAAAGAGCCUCCUAAGUUGCCCAAGUACAAAAAGUAUCACAAGGACGACAAUCAAAUGGAUGACGAUGGCCACUAUGAAAAUGAAAAAGAGACAGAAUUAAGUAACGAUGAAGACAGCGAUGAGAUGAUGAGUGAUGAGCGAGGUUUAGGCCUAAGCGACGAUGGCGAAGAUAUUUUUAAAGGGGGUAAAGGCAAGAAAAAAUACAAGGAGCAUCCGCUCAUAAAGUCAAGUGAUUUUCGCGACAAGGACACCAAGCGGCAACAACGUGUACAGCUUUGGUACGAGAAGAACAAUCUCCAAAACAUACAAUCGGACGACGAUGAGGAAAACUAUGAUCUGAGCAAUAUGGCCAAGGAGUAUAAUUUAAAGGGUGUCUCUGUUCUGAAUAAGAGCACCCUCAGCAUGGACACAUAUGGACAGGUGCCCUUGGGCAAGAAGGCUAAGCGCCGCGCCCGACAUGAAACUAUGACGAUGGAUAGCAGCUCAGAGUGCUCUGACUCUGAAGAAUUUUCCAAAGAUACUGUUUCUGAGGAUAUGUCCAAAGAGCCAAAAUCGAAGAAGGUACGUCUGACCGAAAAUGAGCUAGCUCUUGGUGCGUUUUUAAUUCGCGGAAAGAAAACGCAACGCGAACUUAUUGAUGCAGCCUGGAACCGUUAUGCUUUUAAUGAUGAAAAUCUGCCAGCCUGGUUCACACAAGAUGAAAAAGAACACAUGACUACGCCGCAACCAGUGCCUCAAGAGCUUACCGAAGAAUACAAACGCAAGGUCCAGGAGCUAAAUGUGCGCCCUAUAAAAAAAGUAAUGGAGGCAAAAGCAAGAAAGAAGCGCCGUUCCACAAAACGUCUGGCCAAAGCAAAAAAAAUGGCCGAAAAGAUAAUGGACAACGCUGAUGCCUCAACCCAUGAGAAGGCAAAGCAACUUAGAAAGGUAUAUAAGAAAGCGCAAGAAAAGAAAAAAGAGAUUACAUAUGUAGUCGCUAAAAAGCACACUGCGUCUCGUCGGGCCUCUCGCCCAGCUGGCGUGAAAGGUCGUUAUCGCGUCGUAGAUCCUCGAGAGAAGAAGGAUAAACGCUCUUCAGUCGCUAAAAAGCAACGCCAAAAAAGUGGUAAAAUUGGAAAAGGAAAACAGUGAAAUAUUAAAGUUGAACAAUUACAUGUAACCAGAAAUAAAACUACACUUUUACUACGCACUAA